Telopea speciosissima is the source of this 810-nucleotide messenger RNA. RefSeq lists its product as uncharacterized. The transcript has a single exon. Lineage: Eukaryota; Viridiplantae; Streptophyta; Magnoliopsida; Proteales; Proteaceae. Bases 1 to 810 code for a protein of 269 amino acids. The record is from RefSeq and is a predicted model, not a curated record. Gene Ontology annotation, molecular function: RNA-DNA hybrid ribonuclease activity; nucleic acid binding.
AUGGCACAACAAGACAAAGAGGAAGGUGAAAAACAUGCAGUCUACUACUUGAGCAAAAAGUUCUUGGAAUAUGAAACUCGUUACUCUUCUAGAGAAGACUUGUACAACCCUGAUAUUGGCGACCAAAAUAUUGAGACACUAUAUGGUGUCACACACCCCAUCCAUUUGAUUUCAAGAAUGGAUCCCAUCAAAUAUCUAUUUGAAAAGAUGGCCUUAACAGGAAGGGUCGCAAGAUGGCUUUUGUUACUCUCUGAAUUUGACAUCACAUUCCUCACCCAAAAAUUUAUUAAAGAAUGGGCAUUUUUUGAUUAUUUUGCACCACACCCAAUACAAGGUGAUAGACGACCAUUGGAAGAUCCCUUCCUAGAUGAAGAUUUCUCCAUAGUGAAUGAAGAUAGAGGAAAUAUAUGGAAAUUAUAUUUUAAUGGUACUGCCAACCAGAAAGGAUGUGGAGUGCAGGUGUUAUUAAUAACCCCCAAUGACCUCUAUUUGCCCUUGGCAUUCCGUUUGGAUUUUCCUUGUACCAAUAACAUUGCUGAAUAUGAAACUUGUGUAAUUGGCCUUAAAAUGGCCUUGAUAAUGGGGAUCCAAGAGAUAAAAGUCUACGGAGACUCAUCAAUAGUGAUCUACCAAACUCAAAGGAGAUGGAAGACAAAGGAUGAGAAGUUGAAGUCAUACCAAGAACACCUAGAAGGGAUGAUUAAGCAGGUUGGGGAAAGCUCCUUUGACUAUCUACCCAGGGAUGGUAACCGAGUUGCUGAUGCUCUCGCAAUCUUGGCGUCAAUGUAUGAAUGCGACCCUGAAACUUAG